UUUGAAGUAAGUCAAUAUAUAUUUAUUAAAUAUCUAUAAUGCAUAUGUGCUUGAUAAUUGGAAUAUAUUUAUUUUUUAAAGAUUCAUUUAUUUUAACGGUAAAGUGACAAAAAGAGAGGAAGAGAGAGAAAGAUAGAGACAGUUAUCUUCAUAUACUCCCCAAAUGCCUGCCACAGCCUGGGCUAGGUCAGGAGUCUGGAAGCCAGGAACUCCACCCAGGUUUCCCAAAUAGAUAGCAGGAACCCAAGCACUUAAGCUAUCUUCAGUUGCCUCCCAGGUACAUUAGCAGCAGCUGAUUCAGAAGCUUGGAAUAGCCAUGAUUCAAACCAGUAGUCUUAUAUGGUAUGCAUGCAUCCCAAGUAGUGGCUUAACCUGAUGCACCACAAUACCCUCCCCUAAAAAGCAAUUAUUAAUUAUCCCUAAAGAAUAUCCAAUAAAAUACCAGAAUCUAUUGGUGCAAAAAAGCACAUGAACACUCACAGCAGUAAAUGCUACAGGUGAGUGGAUCCCCAAUUUUCUAGCAGAACAAAAGAGGGAUAUCAAAUUCUGUCUGAGUGUGGGUAACAGAGGAUAUAGAAUUUAGGGACGGUUUCCUUGAAACAGGUAAUGAAUGUGAUCAGUCUUAUAGCACACAAAGUGUUAUUCUGAAAGACAAAUGUGGUGUUCACUAGUGAUGGGAGAGUAAAUGCUUAUGCAAGAGAGCAUGGAUCGUUUGGGAAACUACAUGCUUGAGGACUUCCAGAUGGCUCAUGGUGAAGAAUAUGAAACUACAUUAGGAAGAAUCAACCAGAGGAUAGAAAUAGAGACAAAUAGUACUAGGCUGAGGUAUAAAAGCCUAUCUAAAUGAGAUGGAAUAGGAAGCAGACUGAUCAGGUAGUGAAUUAGUCAAAUACUCAAAGUGAGAGUCAAUGAACUAUGCAAGAAUGGAUAUGGGUGAGCAGAGAUUAAGAAUAGAAAAAGAAAUCUAUCAUAAAUACAAGAUUUGAGUCAUUGCUGGUGAAGUAGUAUGGUUCAACCAAGAGUGGUGAUGAUGUGAACAAUGUUAAAGAUGUUAUAGUCUGAAAGUGUGUCUGGAAUACUCAGGCAGAGAUAAUAGCUAUCUGACUAGAAUACUUGAAAAAAUACGAGAGAACUGAAUUUGUACAAAUGGAAUAUAUGAUAGUGAAAAAACCCUGAGGCCAAAACCUACUCUAAAAUUUUACAGAAUAGUAGAACAAUGCUGGAAAGGAUUGCAACUAUAGACAGAAUUAUCAACCACAAAACUAUCAAGAGAACUACACGGAAGGGUUUUCGAAUGAAAAGAGUUUCAAGAACAAAUGUCCACAAAAUGUUAGAUGAUAAAAGUAGGUGAAAUAAAGUCUUAAGACUACCAUGUUUUAUAUUGAGAGUGACUAGAGACAUUUUAUUUUUUUAUUUAUCUUUAUUUAUUAGAAAGAGUUACAGAAAGAGCUAGAGCCAGAGGAGAGAGAGAAGUCUUACAUUCUGCUGGUUCACUCCCCAAAUGACCACAAUGGCCAGAACUGAGCUGAUCCAAAGCCAGGAGCCACGGGCUUCCUUUGGGUCUCCCUAUGUGGGUGCAGGGACCCAAGGAGUUGGGCCAUCUUCCACUGCUUUCCCAGGCCAUAGCAGAGAGCUGGAUUGAAAGAGGAGCAGCUGGGAUGUGAACCGGCGGCCACAUGGGAUGCCGGCACUGCAGGCUGGGGCUUUAACCUGCUGCACCACAGUGCUGGCCCCAAGAAAUAUUUUAAAGAGCAAUUUCUAUGGAGCAAUAUUCAUAAAAAUUAUGUUGAAGAAUGAAUAAGUAGUGAGAAAGGGGGAACAAUUACAACAUUCAGACCUCUAUCUAAGGGGAAGGUUAGAAUUCAUUUCAAUCUUAUAAUAAUUUUAUCAUGUUUUCCAUAAUUCUGCUUUUUAUCAUUAACAACUCAGGUAUGGGAGGAAAUGGCUGCCAAACUGGAAUACUGCAAACUUGUUUUGCUGCUGUUUUUGUUAUACAAGCUAUGGGGCUAAGCUUGGAAAAUGAACCUACUUCCCAAUUCAAUGAUUGUACACAUUUAAGAGAGAAAUGCCUAAGUGAUGUGGAUGGAUGUGAACAAGCAUGGAGAAUAACGGAAGAUGCCUGCAAUGCUUCAGGUGACCCCUGCAAGAUGAGAAAUUCAUCACACUGUGUUCUGAGUAUCCACUCCUUAGUGGAAAGCAAUUUACAAUUUAUGCAGUGUCUCUGCACUGAUGACUUCUAUUGUACUGUGAAAAAAUUGUUUGGGAAAAAAUGCAUCAAUAAAUCAGAAUCAGCCCUGUACUCUGACUUGCUUUCACAAUCAAAUGUCACACAAUGGCUCCACCAGAAAGACCUAUCAUUAAUGGCUGAAAAGAAGAGUGACUGUGUCAUAGCAGCACAUGCCUGCUUGGAAUCUGAACACUGUACUGGAUUGUAUGAGAAUUUCAAGAAAACCUGUGGGAGAGAAACAGAACAUUGCAAAACACUUGAUGGAAGCCAGUUGUGUACAACAUUAAGAGAAAAUCUGAAAGGAACAAUUUUGGGAAAUUGUCAAUGCAGUGACCCUUCAAAAACAGAUUGCAUUAAAAUUUGGAAAAGUUUAUUUGAAGAUGUCUGUAUACAGGAUACUCAAAUGAAUCAAGCUGCAGCAUUCGGUGAAGACUAUGAAGAUGGAUUCAAUCAGGACAUUGUUUCAGAUAACAUGAAAGAGGAUAAUGAACUGAAGUGGAAUCUAACGACACUCUCCUAUCAUGGGUUCGAAGGGAUCCCAUCCUGUUUGGAAGUGACAGAGGCGUGUGUAGGAGAUGUGGUCUGUAAUGCACAUUUGGCCCUUUACCUUAAAGCUUGCUCAGCAAAUGGAAUUCUGUGUGAUGUGAAACACUGCCAAACAGCCAUAAGGUUCUUCUAUCAAAAUAUGCCUUUUAACAUUGCCCAGAUGUUGGCUUUUUGUGACUGUGCUCAAUCUGAUAUACCUUGUCAGCAGUCCAAAGAAGCUCUUCACAGCAAGCCAUGUGCAGUGAACAUAGUUCCACCCCCUUCUUGCCUCAAUGUAAUUCACAGCUGCCGAAAUGAUGAAUUAUGCAGGAGACACUACAGAACAUUUCAAACAAAAUGCUGGAAGCUUGUAACUGCCAAGUGCCACGAUGAUGAGACCUGUAUCAGCACCUUAAGCAAAAAGGAUUUCAUUUGUUCCGGAAGUGAUGACUGUCAGGCAGCUUACCUCGGAACCCUUGGGACAGUCCUUCAAGCGCAAUGCACCUGUAGGACCAUUACACAAGCUGAAGAAGCUUUGUGCAAGAUUUUCCAGCACAUGCUGCAUAGAAAAUCAUGUUUCAAUUUUCCAACCCUGUCUAAUGUCAAAGGCAUUGCAUUGUAUAAAAGAAAACACGCAAAGGAAAUCACUUUGACGGGAUUUCAAUCCCCCUUCAGUGGAGAAGUAAUCUACAUUGUCACGUGCAUGAUGGUCACCUGUGGGACCUUUCUCCUGGUUGUGCUCAAGCUCAGAACUUCUAGAAUGUCAAAUCAAACAAGAGAUCCUUCACAAAUCCAAAUACCUGGAGGAGUCGUCAUUCAUUAAGAGUCAUGGAUCAUUAACAACUACUUCCUUUAAAGCAUGUAUUCAUAGCCAGUCAACAGAAUAUCAUAUCCAUCAUUAAUAAAAAAAUGCUAAGAUGAA
Molecule: messenger RNA, 3674 nt
Organism: Oryctolagus cuniculus (rabbit)
Lineage: Eukaryota; Metazoa; Chordata; Mammalia; Lagomorpha; Leporidae
Source: RefSeq, a predicted model, not a curated record